Guyanagaster necrorhizus is the source of this 423-nucleotide messenger RNA. RefSeq lists its product as uncharacterized. NCBI's taxonomy places the organism in Eukaryota, Fungi, Basidiomycota, Agaricomycetes, Agaricales, Physalacriaceae. The transcript has 2 exons. The coding region runs from base 1 to 423 and encodes 140 amino acids. Gene Ontology annotation, molecular function: protein dimerization activity; DNA-binding transcription factor activity. Gene Ontology annotation, cellular component: nucleus. The record is from RefSeq and is a predicted model, not a curated record.
AUGGGAAGUGACGAGUGGACGAGGCAACGCAAAGACAAUCAUAAAGAAGUCGAGCGCCGCCGCCGUGGUAAUAUCAACGAAGGCAUCAAUGAACUCGGUCGCAUCGUUCCCAACGGGUCUGGUGAGAAAGCUAAAGGCGCAAUCCUGUCGCGCGCCGUGCAAUACAUUCACCACCUCAAGGAGAACGAGGCCAGAAAUAUCGAGAAAUGGACGCUGGAGAAGCUCCUGAUGGAUCAGGCGAUGGGGGACUUGCAAGCCCAGCUUGAGGAUAUGCGAAAGAUGUGGGAAGAGGAGCGAAUGAAUCGACAAAGAAUCGAAGCCGAAAUAGAGGCUGUCAGGAAUGGCGCUCAUGCUGGCCAGAAGAGGCAGCGCGAGGAUGAAGACGUGAAGGAAGGCGACGGGAAGAAGCAGAGGAAAGAGUAG